Messenger RNA from Equus quagga, 3234 nucleotides. RefSeq names its product tubulin gamma complex associated protein 4 (gene TUBGCP4). Gene Ontology annotation, biological process: cytoplasmic microtubule organization; microtubule nucleation; mitotic cell cycle. The transcript has 18 exons. Gene Ontology annotation, molecular function: microtubule minus-end binding; gamma-tubulin binding. Gene Ontology annotation, cellular component: centrosome; equatorial microtubule organizing center; spindle pole. NCBI's taxonomy places the organism in Eukaryota, Metazoa, Chordata, Mammalia, Perissodactyla, Equidae. The record is from RefSeq and is a predicted model, not a curated record. The coding region runs from base 221 to 2221 and encodes 666 amino acids.
CCAGCCGAGCGCGGCACACUUCCGGGGCCCGGCGCGCCGACCCUUCCCCGCUUCCCCUCUGCUCGUCCCACAGCAAUUGUCUAGGCGGGUAGAUUCGGGAGGAACUGCCCGUCCUAGGAGCCCGUGCGCCUGUGGAGAAGGGGCACUCGCCUCCGAGGUCUCCUGGAGGGGCGCUGGAGGAGGAGGUGGCGGAUAUAGGGACUCGAGGUCCGCCGUGGGAAUGAUCCACGAACUGCUCUUGGCUCUGAGCGGGUACCCAGGGUCCAUCUUCACCUGGAACAAGCGGAAUGGCCUCCAGGUGUCACAGGACUUCCCAUUUCUACAUCCCAGUGAAACCAGCGUCUUGAAUCGACUCUGCCGGCUCGGCACAGACUAUAUACGCUUCACCGAGUUCAUUGAACAGUACACAGGCCAUGUGCAGCAACAGGAUCAUCAUCCAUCUCAACAGGGCCAGGGUGGAUUACAUGGAAUCUACCUAAGGGCCUUCUGCACAGGGCUGGAUUCGGUAUUGCAGCCUUAUCGCCAAGCACUGCUUGAUUUGGAACAGGAGUUCCUGGCUGACCCCCAUCUCUCCAUAUCACAUGUCAAUUACUCCCUAGAUCAGUUCCAGCUCCUUUUUCCCUCUGUGAUGGUUGUGGUAGAACAAAUUAAAAGUCAAAAGAUUCAUGGUUGUCAAAUCCUGGAAACAGUAUACAAACACAGCUGUGGAGGUCUGCCUCCUGUUCGCAGUGCACUGGAAAAAAUCCUGGCUGUGUGUCAUGGGGUCAUGUAUAAGCAGCUGUCAGCCUGGAUGCUACAUGGACUCCUCUUGGACCAGCAUGAAGAGUUCUUUGUCAAACAGGGUCCCUCUUCUGGUAAUGUCAGUGCCCAGCCAGAAGAGGAUGAGGAGGAUCUGGGCAUUGGGGGACUGACAGGAAAACAGUUGCGAGAACUCCAGGACUUGCGCCUGAUAGAGGAAGAAAACAUGCUGGCGCCAUCUCUAAAGCAGUUCUCCCUGCGAGUGGAAGUUUUGCCAUCCUACAUUCCAGUGAGGGUUGCUGAAAAAAUCCUGUUUGUUGGGGAAUCUGUCCAGAUGUUUGAAAAUCAAAAUGUGAACCUGACUAGAAAAGGAUCCAUCCUGAAAAACCAGGAGGACACGUUUGCUGCAGAGCUGCAUCGUCUCAAGCAGCAGCCGCUCUUCAGCCUGGUGGAUUUUGAGCAGGUGGUGGAUCGCAUUCGCAGUACUGUGGCUGAGCAUCUCUGGAAGCUGAUGGUAGAAGAGUCAGAUUUACUGGGUCAACUGAAGAUCAUUAAAGACUUUUACCUUCUGGGACGUGGAGAACUGUUUCAGGCCUUCAUUGACACAGCUCAACACAUGUUAAAAACACCACCCACUGCAGUAACCGAACAUGAUGUGAAUGUGGCCUUCCAGCAGUCAGCACACAAAGUGCUGCUAGACGAUGACAACCUUCUCCCUCUGUUGCACUUGACAAUUGAGUAUCAUGGAAAGGAGCAUAAAGAUGCUACUCAGGCAAGAGAAGGGCCUUCUCGGGAAACUUCUCCCCGGGAAGCCCCUGCAUCUGGCUGGGCGGCCCUAGGUCUCUCCUACAAAGUGCAGUGGCCACUACACAUUCUCUUUACCCCUGCUGUCCUGGAAAAGUACAACGUUGUUUUCAAGUACUUACUGAGUGUGCGCCGGGUACAAGCUGAACUGCAGCACUGCUGGGCCCUCCAGAUGCAGCGCAAGCACCUCAAGUCCAACCAGACCGAUGCAGUCAAGUGGCGCCUAAGAAAUCACAUGGCAUUCUUGGUGGAUAAUCUUCAGUACUAUCUCCAGGUAGAUGUGCUGGAGUCUCAGUUCUCACAGCUGCUUCAUCAAAUCAAUUCUACCCGAGACUUUGAAAGCAUCCGACUGGCUCAUGACCACUUCCUGAGCAAUUUGCUGGCUCAGUCCUUUAUCCUGUUGAAACCUGUGUUUCACUGCCUGAACGAAAUCCUAGAUCUCUGUCACAGCUUUUGCUCACUGGUCAGUCAGAACCUGGGCCCACUGGACGAGCGUGGGGCCGCCCAGCUGAGCAUCCUCGUGAAGGGCUUUAGCCGCCAGUCUUCGCUCCUAUUCAAGAUUCUCUCCAGUGUGCGGAAUCAUCAGAUCAACUCGGAUUUGGCUCAACUGCUAUUACGACUGGAUUAUAACAAAUACUACACCCAGGCUGGCGGAACUCUGGGCAGUUUCGGGAUGUGAAAAUUUCUGGCUCACAAACUGAAAUAACAGUCAAUCCUACUGCAUUCCCAAGUCUGUAACAGAAGAUUCAAAACAAACACCCGUUCUCUAGCCCCUCACCAAUGUCUGCAGCCUACUGAGAGGGCUCUGCCUUUUCUCCUAGAAGCAAUUACUGAACAUCCGUGGGUACAAAUCCUGCCCCUUGUUCCCAUGUGGAAGGGCCUGCCCACCUUAGGGGGGCUCUUAACUUGUCCACCAAGGAGGACAUGUGGCAUCAGCUCUCCCUCUGCUGACCAUGCAAAAUCCGUUACACUGAGAACACUUGUCGGAGAUGUUCAUUUACUGAGCACCUACUGUGUGGCUAGGCAAGCAGCAAGAGACAGGGCAGUAAGUAAUACAGAUCAGAAAGUUAAAUAUUUCAUGGCUCAUGUGAAAAGGGAAUUAUAUUUAUAAAUAGGUCCACUGCUGGAUGUUACCACUAAGCAAAAAAGGCACCAGGUAAGCUAGGCUUCCCCUCACCCCACAGACCUUUCCUCCUUCAGAAAAUUGAAAUUGAGAGUCUUCCAUCCUUAGGGAUCUUCAAAACCAAAUCUAAAGAAUUUUACCAAUAACUUCCAAUUAAUUAUUUCAGAUUGGUAAAAGGGUAAUUCUAGCUAUUGACAAUGUAUUUAAAGUCUUCUUCCCCUUUACAAAGAAAAAAGGUCCUUAAAAAAUUGCAGGUCUAAUUAUCCCAUCUGGGAAGAACCACAGGAGUUGAGGUUCUCCUAAUCCAGCCCAACCAUCACUGGUGAUCAUUAAUGUUCCUAUCAGUGUGAACCAAAAUCAAUACUCAUGGAAAAACUCCCUCCAAACUGAAAAAGAAUGCAGCAUUCUGGUCCUCAUCUCUACAUCAUCUCCCACAUAAUACAUACCCUAAUUCCCUGCAGUUGUCGGCUACAGAUGACCCCUUCCACUGCUGCCUCUGGAGCAGAGGUUAGCAAACUACAGCCCGCCACCUGUUUUUGUAAAUAAAGUUUUAUUGGAAUGUAGCCACA